Molecule: messenger RNA, 1351 nt
Organism: Cucurbita maxima (winter squash)
Lineage: Eukaryota; Viridiplantae; Streptophyta; Magnoliopsida; Cucurbitales; Cucurbitaceae
Product: acyl transferase 4
Exons: 1
Coding region: 1-1281 (426 amino acids)
Source: RefSeq, a predicted model, not a curated record
AUGGAUUGCAAGCUGAGUGUAAUAAGGUGCAGCCGCAGCCUGGUGCAGCCCUGCGAGCAAACCCCUUGUGCUACACUCCAUCUGUCCCCAAUCGACAGCCUGCCUGCGCUUAGAUGCAACGCUCGCACACUCCAUGUGUUCAAAGAUGCCCCUCAUGAGGCUGCCCCUGCCGCCGUCAUAAGACAAGCACUGUCGAGGGCAUUGGCUCCCUACUACCCCCUCGCCGGUCGCCUUGACCAACAGGCCUACCCACUUCAACUGGACUGCUCCAACCAAGGCCAAGGCGUUCUGUUCGUGGAGGCUUCCUCCAGCAACACCCUCGCCUCCCUUAACUAUUUGGAUGACUUAACUUCAAUCCCUUAUGAUCUUCUUCUCCCUGAGCUUGAAUCAGAAGCGCUAGUGCAGAUGCAGGUGACCCAAUUUGCUUGUGGAGGGUUCGUGAUGGGUUUGAUUUUCUGCCAUAGCAUCUGCGAUGGCCUUGGCGCCGCCCAGUUCUUGAAUGCUGUCGGGGAGCUAGCCAGAGGCGUCGACCCAGCUCCCACAAUCACGCCUAAAUGGCACAGAGAUUUCUUUCCUAAGCCAUUGAAUGCUAUAAAUCCCCAAAUCCCUCCCCCGGUGAUGCCGGAUUACAGCCUACAACACUCCAACAUCGACAUACCCAUAGACCGAAUCAAUCGGCUGAAGAAGCAAUUUCAAGAAUCAACAGGAGGGAGUUGCUCUGCUUUUGAAAUCGUGGCGGCGUGUUUUUGGAGGAGUCGAACGCGGGCCGUGUACGAGAAAAGUAACAAUAGCGAAGAAGUGAAGCUAGUUUUCUUCGCAAACUGCCGGGAGCUUGUGGAGCCUCCUCUGCCGAAGGGGUUCUACGGAAACUGCUUCUUUCCGGUGACAAUUAGCCGCUGCUGCAGGGGAAUCGGGGAGGCGUCGAUAAACGAGGUGGUGAAGCUGAUACAAGAAGCAAAGAGCAGAGUAGGAAGGGAGAUGGGAGAGUACAUGCGGCGGCGGCAGAUGGAGGAGGGGAGGGAUUCCGAUCCUUUUGCGCCGCCGCUCAACUACUCCACUCUGUUCAUAUCGGAGUGGGGAAGGCUAGGGUUCAACCAGGUGGACUAUGGAUGGGGACCGCCGGUGCAUGUGGUUCCGAUCCAAGGCUCCGCCGUGAUACCCGUCGGAAUUGUGGGGUUUCUUCCAUUACCUAGAAAGGGCAUUCGUCUGAUGACAUGGUGCGUCCAGGAGCCGCAUCGCCCGUCCUUUCUGCACCAUAUCUCACAGCUCUUCCUCCUUUGAACUCUCCUUUUUACUAUUGAACUAUUUGCUAAUUAUUUUUAUUCCCAUUUCCAAAUAAAGUUAACUGUUU